This is a messenger RNA of Darwinula stevensoni, 3366 nucleotides long. The record is from the annotation of a GenBank genome assembly. Lineage: Eukaryota; Metazoa; Arthropoda; Ostracoda; Podocopida; Darwinulidae.
AUGAGUCAUUGUAUCUCCUUGUGGAUGACCAUUGCCAUUGGCUUGGCUGCAUUGGGUGCAACAAAGGCAGUGAUCUCGUUUCAUGUCCAUGUCCAUGGGGAUGAAGGGCAAGCAUGCCAGGAAACACUAGGGCAUCUGGGACAGCUCUGCUCUGGUGCCUCUUAUACAUGCACCCUGAACCCUGGACCAUGUGGAUCCGGUGGAGUGAUGGGGAAGAGCCUGGUUGCUGGGUCUGCAUUUGGCAAGCAUCAAGUCAUGGCAUAUGUGGGUCUCCUUGGUGCCUCACUAUACUACUUCUUAAAGUAUCUUGCAACUGGAGGAAAGCGACAGUAUCACAAAGGAUAUCUGUUGGGGAUCUUGGCAUGUGCUUUGGGAAUAUUGGAAAGGGUUCAAGCAAGUGGGAUUGGAAUGCCAACAGGAAAUGCUGUUGAUAUCUUUACCACAGAUGUAUAUGGUUGGAGUCUUGGAGGAUACCUAUCAAACCUGGAAGCCAGGAUUCAUUCACCUAUCAUCAUGGGAAUUGACAUUCUCCUUCUCAUUCUCCUCCCAAUCAUGAUACUAGGAAUACUGUGCAAGCAGAGUCCAUAUACAGUUCUGAUGUUUGGGACACUUGUGUUCUUUCGCUUUCAAUAUGGAGUCUUUUCUUCAGCUGUAAGGAUCAGUGGAGGCUUUUCACCUCCUGAAGAUGACUUUGCUAUGUAUGCAGAGGCCUCCCCAUCCCCCAUUAGAUACCUUGCAGAUGAAGCUAUGAAAUAUCUGAGUGCAGACAUGCUCUAUAAGCUGAAGAACAACACAAGCACUCUAUUAUCAGCUCUAUGGGACCUUUUGGAAAAGGUCUGGGACUCAGAUGAGGUUCAAGCACAGCUGGAGAAAGUGAAUGAGUGGACCAGUCAAGUGGGGUCUUGGAUUGGAACCAAGACCAGUCAAUUUACUGUAACUAAUCAUGAUUCCCUUUCACAUCUGCAUUCCACCAUGGAGAGGGUGAAGAGUUCAGCACAGGUAGCCAAAGCAAUUGAGAAGGUAGUAGAAGCAUGGGAGAAGAUCAGUGAGCAGAGUCAGCCAGUGAUUGAUCCCUCACAUUUCAGUAACAUAAUGAGUAGUGAAGAUACCCAAGAGACUUCACCAAAUGAAGGAGAACGAGGAAGGCCUCAAGGCUGGGCCAACCUUUUGGUUCAUUUUCAGCAGCAGAAGGUUGAUUGUGCACUCUGGGCUAUUCGAGGACUCACUAUGGUCAUUGUGUUUGGGUACUUCAUUCCACUGUUCAGCCAUCCCUACAAUAUGUAUUACAAGGCCCUGGCAGCAAAUGCAGCAAUAAAUGCCCUCAGGCUGCACCAGAGGACCCCCCAUGUCCAGAUGAAUAGGCAGUUUUUUGCCAGUUUACUAAUGGAAGACAGUUGCCACUACCUUUUCUACUCGCUCAUCUUCAUGCAUCCUGCACCAAUCACAAUGGUGCUCCUGCCCAUCUUCUUCUUUGCCCUUGUGCAUUUUGCCAGCUAUUCUCUGACACUACUUGAUUGCAUGGGGAUGAACAACUUGUGGAUAGCUCGCUUCUUCAUCUCCAUUGUGGAGCUUCAUUGCCGCAACAUUCUUCAGCUAAUUGCUUUCAUUGAGGUCAUGCUCAUGCCUGUGACCAUUGUCAUCAUCUUCACAGGCCGAGCGUCACUGCUGACCCCAUUCAUCUAUUAUCGAUUUUUGACGCUGAGGUAUUCUUCUCGACGCAAUCCCUAUUCUCGGAAAGUGUUCCAUGACCUGCGCAUUCAUGGAGAGAAUUUCUUCAACAAGCCCAGCAUGCCACUUGUGCUGAGAAACAUUUUUUACAAACUUGUGUACUUCAUUGAGCGUUUUGCACCUCCCAUGCCUCCAGUACAACAUCCACAGUGAUGAGCAGUAUCACUCUAAUUCACACAUUGAAUUAUUUCAUGUAUACCACUAGUUUGAUUUUGAUAUAAUCCAAAGUCUGUGAUCUACAUCAGAAAAAGUUCAUAAUUAGGUCCCAAUAAAAUUUUCAUUUACAAUUAAGCAUAACUUUUGUGCUACUCAAUGUUUAUGCUCCCAUGGGGAGACACUUCCAGGAAUCUACUAAUCAUAAAUGACUAUAUAGAGAGAAAACUCACUCCCAGGGGAAGCAAGUUUUCUUUUUAUAAUGGUCAGGGAUGGAACCUGACUCUACUGUAAUCAUGCUUUGUGGAUCCUUAUCAUAUCAAUUAUUUCCAUGCUUGCUGCCUGACCUCCUUGGUUUACUCUCCCAUACAAGGCCUUCAAGACCCUUCAUUCCCCUCACCUUGCUAAUUAUGAAGAGUCUUCUUUAUGCUCCAGAUUGUAUCUCUUUUGCAGAAUUAAUGGGUUUGAGAAAGCAAUAUUUCUUAGAUGAGAAGCAUGUGUGCCAUAUGGAACUGAUACUCUCUUUUUUAAAUAUUGAAUUCCAUUUUUCCCAUGGAAGUGGGACAUACAGGGUUGAGUAUGAGAUGUUGAUUUUUAUUUAUUUAUAAAUAAAAGCACACUCAUUAAGUUGAUUUUAAGAAAAUUAUUAGCAACAGAAACAUUUUUUGUGAAUCAUUUGCCAGUAACAAUGUGUUCAAUAUGACCACCGUUUUGAUGGCAAAUUUCCUUCAACUGCUGGAUGAAGUUGUUCACCACUCAGUGACAGAGUUCUUUGUCAAUGGUUCUACACAGUUCUGAAAUUUUUUGUCGAAGUUCCUUGAGGUUUUCAAUUCUUUACAUUUCAGUUCUUGAAAAUUCCCCUCCUGUUCAAAUUCAUUAUAAAGGUGCAAGAUAGUGUUCCUGCUUGGAGGAACCACCUUGUUCCAAAGAAAAGCUUUGAAGUGUCCUUGAGUGACAGUCACACUUCUAUUUUCCAUGUACAAAAGCACGAUUUUGCUUUUUUGUUGUCAUGUCAGAUGCCCAUUGUCUGCCAUGUUCAAAAAUGCAUACAGCUGAUUUUCCAUGGCCUACUGAGGCUCCCUGAAAGAGGUUAACCAACUGUCGAUACUGUGAAUUCAUCUGUAAUAAAAUAAAAACCUUCAACAUAUCAUGCUCUGCCCUGUAUAAUGAUCAUAGAGGGAGGGUUUAAAUUUUAGUUGUCAUAUGUACUCUCCCAGCAAACCAGAGUUUUUUAAUACAUCCCAGGGAGAAGUAAGAAGUCUCAUAGAUGACUUUUAGAGACAUCUCAGGGUCUCGUAAAUGUUGAGGUGAGGAGGUAUCCCAAGGAUGACAUUCUUUCAUUGAAAAGGAUCCAUUUGGGUUAUUCCAAGACUCAAUUUUGUCAUGACAUUUCUUUAGGGAUGUAGAGAAGUAUUUGCUUAAAAAUUGUCUUUAGGAUGUCUCCAUGCCAUGUGGGUAUAUAUUGUAGUUUUCAUGCAAGGUGGU